Molecule: messenger RNA, 2135 nt
Organism: Loxodonta africana (African savanna elephant)
Lineage: Eukaryota; Metazoa; Chordata; Mammalia; Proboscidea; Elephantidae
Gene: ATP1B1
Product: ATPase Na+/K+ transporting subunit beta 1
Exons: 6
Coding region: 105-1016 (303 amino acids)
Biological process (GO): intracellular potassium ion homeostasis; intracellular sodium ion homeostasis; sodium ion export across plasma membrane
Cellular component (GO): sodium:potassium-exchanging ATPase complex
Molecular function (GO): ATPase activator activity
Source: RefSeq, a predicted model, not a curated record
UGGGAGAGCCGGGCCGGGGACGCGACCGGCCGCCGGAGAGGACGCGCGGACGCUCGCCGCAGCCACCCACCCUCAGCCCCCGUGGCAGCUGCUGACCCGCCACCAUGGCCCGGGGAAAAGCCAAGGAGGAGGGGAGCUGGAAGAAAUUCAUCUGGAACUCGGAGAAGAAGGAGUUUUUGGGCAGGACCGGCGGCAGUUGGUUUAAGAUCCUUCUCUUCUACGUAAUAUUCUAUGGCUGCUUGGCUGGCAUCUUCAUUGGAACCAUCCAGGUGAUGCUGCUCACCAUCAGUGACUUCAGGCCCACCUAUCAGGACCGAGUGGCCCCACCAGGGUUAACACAGCUUCCUCAGAUCCAAAAGACUGAAAUUUCCUUUCGACCCCUGGACCCCAAGAGCUACGAGGCGUACGUGCUGAACAUAGUCAGGUUCCUGGAGAAGUACAAAGAUUCGGCCCAGAAGGACGAAAUGAUAUUUGAAGACUGUGGCAACGUGCCCAGCGACAUCAAAGAACGAGGCGAAUAUAACAACGAGCGUGGGGAGCGCAAAGUCUGCAGGUUCAGGCUGGAGUGGCUGGGAAAUUGCUCAGGAAUAAAUGAUGAGUCUUUUGGCUACAAAGAGGGCAAACCGUGUAUCAUUAUCAAGCUCAACCGAGUUCUGGGCUUCAAACCUAAGCCUCCCAAGAAUGACUCAAUGGAAGCUUACCCAAUGAUGAAGUAUAGUCCUUAUGUCCUGCCUGUUCAGUGUACUGGCAAGCGAGACGAAGAUAAGGAAAAAAUUGGAAAUGUGGAGUACUUUGGACUAGGCGGCUACCCUGGUUUUCCUCUGCAGUAUUAUCCCUACUAUGGCAAACUCCUGCAGCCCAAGUACCUGCAGCCCCUGCUGGCCGUGCAGUUCACCAACCUCACUGUGGACACUGAAAUUCGCAUAGAGUGUAAGGCCUAUGGGGAGAACAUCGGGUACAGUGAGAAAGACCGUUUUCAGGGACGCUUUGACGUGAAAAUUGAAGUUAAGAGCUGAUCACAAGCACAAAUCUUUCCCAUUAGCCAUUUAAAAAGUUAAAAAAAGAUACAAAAACAAAAAACCUACUAGUCUUGAACAAACUGUCAUACGUAUGGGACCUACACUUAUCUCUAUGCUUUACACUAGCUUUCUGCAUUUAAUAGGUUAGAAUGUAAAUUUAAAGUCUAGCAAUAGCAACAACAUAUUUAUUCUACUGUAAAUGACAAAAGAAGAAAUUGAGCCUUGGGACGUGCCCAUUUUUACUGUAAAUUAUGAUUCCCUAACUGACGUGUAGUGAGCAGUGUUUCUGGCCCCUAAGUAUUGCCGCCUUGUGUAUUUGAUUUAGUGUACAGUACUAUAGGUGCAUACUCUGGUCAUUCUUCAAGCCAUGUUUUAUCGUAUCUGUUUUCUACUUGAUGUGAGCAAGGUUUGCUGUCCAAGGUGUAAAUAUUCAACGGGAAUAAAACUGGCAUGGUAACUGUAUUUUUCUUUUUUUAGUUUGGCUCUUUCAAAGAUAAUGGCCAUCAAUGAGCAUUUUUAACACACUCCAUAGUCUUUUUCCUGUGGUGUUAGGUCUUAUUUUUUUCCUGGGGCUGGGGGGUGGGCUGUCAUGGGGGAACUGCCCUUUUAAUUUUAAGUGACACUGCAGAAAAACACACAAGGUGGUGGGCUGUGUUGUGCCUGCACUGAAUGCUGUCUUGCGUCUCUUCCCUGUCCUCCAGUACCUUCUGAAGCUGCGGGAGACCUGGCCCGGCCCGUCGCUGGGCUGGUUAACUUGCUUUGUGCAUUUCUUUUCUUUUCUUUUCUCUGGAGGCAUCACAUGUUGGUGCUGUCUUUAUGAAUGUUUUAACCAUUUUCAUGGUGGAAGAAUUUUAUAUUUAUGCAGUUGUACAAUUUUAUUUUUUUUCUGCAAGAAAAAGUGUAAUGUAUGAAAUAAACCAAAGUCACUUGUUUGAAAAUAAAUCUUUAUUUUGAACUUUAUAAAAAGCAAUGCAGUACCCCGUAGACUGGUGUUAAAUGUUGUCGAAAGUGCAAAAUCCAUGUUCUAACAUAUGUAAUAUUUGCCAGGAGUACAGCGCUCUUGUUGAUCUUGUAUUCAGUCAGGUUAAAACAAUGGACAAUAAAAGAAUGAACACA